Messenger RNA from Teleopsis dalmanni, 1835 nucleotides. RefSeq names its product armadillo repeat-containing protein 6 homolog. Gene Ontology annotation, molecular function: protein binding. The transcript is spliced from 7 exons. Lineage: Eukaryota; Metazoa; Arthropoda; Insecta; Diptera; Diopsidae. The record is from RefSeq and is a predicted model, not a curated record. Bases 258 to 1658 code for a protein of 466 amino acids. Gene Ontology annotation, biological process: hematopoietic progenitor cell differentiation.
AUGAUACAUUUGUACUUAUCAAAUAGAAAACAUUAAUGCCCUGUAUUGAAAUGACAGCUCAGCUGUUAGCUGUCAUAUUUGCCUUUGUUGUUGUUGGUAGCAUUCAGUAUGUUGUUGUUGACAACUCAAUUGAAUUGAGUUGGUUAAGAAAUUAAUAAGAAGUUGGGAGUAAAAGUCUGCGACGAAGACGCACGAUAAGUUUAAAAAUCUGGAAUCUGGUUUAAUUUAUUUCUUUAAAAAUAAAUUGUAAAACCAAUAUGUCGAAAGUUAUAUCUCAAGAAACAUUUGAUGAUGUUGUUAAGGAAAAUAUUGUGGACUUUUCCAUGGAUCCAGUGGAAGCUAAAGAAGAGACUAUUAAACAAUUUGAGGCACAAGGAAUUAAUUUGGCAAACAUUAUAAAGGACUUAGCUCUGAAUCCGGAUAGUGGAGUACCAUUACUAAAUGAAACAAUAGACAAAAUAAAGGCGCAUAUUGGUGCAAAUUCAUCAGAAACAGAAACGCUUUUAGAGUGUUUAGUUAUUUUAGAAGAAGAGUGCCAAAAAUCUAUACCACAUCGUGUCUUAGCUGGGAAAAAUGGUGCUCACGAUGUUCUAAUUACGCUACUCGAGGGACAAGUUUUGUCAGAAAAUAAUUCAAAUCCAAACAUUGAGGUUUUAGAAAAAUGUCUAAAAGCUAUGAACAGCCUUAUUAACAAGCAACCCGACCUCUUUGAUGCAGAGUCUUUAGCACUUAUAAUACCUUUACUUAAAGUGGAAAAUGUAGAGAUUUGCUGUCUUACAUUGCAAUGGUUGCAGAAAGCAUGUAUUAUGCAUGAAAUGAAUCGGCAAAACAUUAUGAAUGCAGGUCUUUUAAAACACUUAAAAUCCCACGUAUCCAAAAAUAACGUGCAAGUAUUAUCCAAUGUUAUUGCCGUCUUUCGUUACUUGGUGCUGGAUGAUGAUAUACGUAUUGAGUACGGUUGUGCACAUGAACAUGCAAAAAAUAUAGCUAACGAAGUACUCGUCGAUUUAACGAAGUUGCUGAAAGAUAUACAAGACACAAAUGUGGUAGCUGAUCUACUUUUGACAAUCGGUACAUUAUCUGUGCGACAUGAGUUUUGUGCUGCUGUUGAAGAAGUUGGAGGCCUUAAAAUAAUAUUUGAAAUUAUGACUGCUAAUCCGAAAUCAGUGCGUAUAAACCGUGAGGCUUUAAAACUAAUACGUGCGCUCGCUGGACAUGAUAGCGUUAAAUUACAAAUAGUGCAACAAGGAGCUGCGCCCAUAAUAAAAGAACUGUUGGUUAUUCACAAUUCAAAUGAGAACGUUGUCUCUGUUGCUUUGCUCUGCAUUUCAACUUUAACGCUACGUGCCAAGGAUAAUAGUGUGACAUUUUUUGAAAUUGGCGUGACGGAACCUAUAGUUGAAGUCAUACGUUUGCAUCCGAAAAAUAAAAUGAUACAACGUAAUGCUGCUUGGGCAAUACGUAAUAUGGUGUCACGAUCUCGUGACCAAUGCGAAACUUGGCUCUCACAUGGGAUCGAAGACUUGCUGAAUGCUGCCAUGAUCGAACAUCCAGCUGUGGAGCAUGAUAUUAAGGCUGCCUUACGCGACUUAGGCUGUAAAGUUGUUUUAAAAGAGGAAUGGACUGGCACUGCCGAAAAGAAAAUCGUGAAUUCCUAAUGCAAUUGGCAAUAAAAUGCAAAACUAUUCAAGUGGUCUUAACAAUAUAUAGCAAACUGAUCGUGCUUAAAAGUAUUAAUCAAAAUUCACUUUUAAUACUAAUUUUUUUUAAAUGUUUUGUUUUUUUGUAUUGAACAUAUAGUUUCACAUCAAACAUUUAAGCUUAAGUAAAGUAAG